UAAAUGAAAAUACAGUGGUCAAGCAAGAAAGAAAAGAGUCAAGUUGAUACUCGUGCUCUUGUUUGACACUUGUAAUAUAAGGUUAGCUAGAGUAGAGACAGGGCAAAACUGAGAAGGGAAAGAGAUUCUUAUUGUAUUUUUUAUUUUAUUUUAUUUUAUUUUUUUAAUUUUUCCAGAGGAAUAUUUACACCAAAGAAAGUGAAAAUGGAAGUUGAGGGUAUUGAAAUGAGGCAAGCAUCAAAGUUCAAGAGGAUUUGUGUCUUUUGUGGGAGUAGUCAAGGCAAGAAGAGUAGUUACCAAGAUGCUGCUAUUGAGCUUGGCAAGGAAUUGGUCUCAAGGAACAUUGAUCUGGUCUAUGGAGGGGGCAGCAUAGGUUUGAUGGGUUUGGUUUCUCAAGCUGUUCAUGACGGCGGUCGCCACGUUAUUGGAGUUAUUCCCAAGACGCUCAUGCCUCGAGAGUUAACUGGUGAAACAGUGGGGGAAGUGAAGGCAGUAGCAGAUAUGCAUCAAAGGAAGGCAGAGAUGGCUAAGCAUUCAGAUGCUUUUAUUGCUUUACCAGGUGGUUAUGGGACUCUUGAAGAGUUACUUGAAGUGAUAACCUGGGCUCAACUUGGAAUUCACGACAAACCGGUGGGAUUGUUAAAUGUUGAUGGAUACUACAAUUCUUUGCUCUCAUUUAUUGACAAAGCUGUGGAAGAGGGAUUUAUACACCCCAGUGCUCGCAACAUCUUUGCAUCUGCUCCAACAGCAAAGGAGUUGGUAAUGAAAUUGGAGGUAAGCUAAGGAAUAUGUCCCCAGUCAUGAGAGGGUUGCUUCGAAAUUGAGCUGGGAAAUCGAUCAACUUGACUACUCUCAGAAUUAUGAUAUAUCCAGAUGACAUGGGGAUGACUGCACUGAAGGAAGAAUAGAUGGAAUUUGGAAGUGGGAGGAGCUAAUUUUGGAUGAUCUUGAAAUUUCCAUUUGUGGGGAAAUUCUUUUUUCUUUUUUGUAAAUUACUGCAAUUAACCUCAAUAUGUUAAGCUUCUCAACAUUCACUUCUGGUGAACAAUCUGGAUUUCCUGUUAAGUUGUAAGUACUAGAGGCAUAUGAACAUCCCCAUUACAUGUUAACUAAUUUAUAUAUCAACUAUCUUUCACUUCC
Hevea brasiliensis (rubber tree) is the source of this 1140-nucleotide messenger RNA. RefSeq names its product cytokinin riboside 5'-monophosphate phosphoribohydrolase LOG3. The coding region runs from base 205 to 783 and encodes 192 amino acids. Gene Ontology annotation, cellular component: cytosol; nucleus. Gene Ontology annotation, molecular function: hydrolase activity, hydrolyzing N-glycosyl compounds. NCBI's taxonomy places the organism in Eukaryota, Viridiplantae, Streptophyta, Magnoliopsida, Malpighiales, Euphorbiaceae. Gene Ontology annotation, biological process: cytokinin biosynthetic process. The record is from RefSeq and is a predicted model, not a curated record. The transcript is spliced from 7 exons.